Molecule: messenger RNA, 1917 nt
Organism: Conger conger (European conger)
Lineage: Eukaryota; Metazoa; Chordata; Actinopteri; Anguilliformes; Congridae
Gene: abracl
Product: ABRA C-terminal like
Exons: 3
Coding region: 369-656 (95 amino acids)
Biological process (GO): regulation of actin filament-based process
Source: RefSeq, a predicted model, not a curated record
CUCAGGUUCUGCCUGUGCCUCCACAAUGUUGCAGUCUGUUUAUAGAUAUAUGAUGUGCUUUAUGCAUUUUCAAUCGAACGAGAGACGGUACAUCCUUAUACAGUCGCAUUAGGAUAUCCUAUUAUCACUUACAGAUGGUGGAAUUAAAAUUGGAAAAUGUAAUCUCGAUGUAUUGAGUGCGGAAUACUCACCGAGUUGAUCAACCGACGUAUAUUUUUUGCCAGUUCAUAAUGCCCUUAUUUGGCGAUGCAUUAGUGAAACGAAUCAUUCCGUUUUAUAGCCUGGGCUGCAGAUAUAGGCUGUCUCACUCAGUCGUAGCCUACUCAGGUAGAACCAGCGGUUUCUAGCUACGGGCGCACCCACAUGAUAUGAAGAUCCGCAGCAAAUGGUUACAUAUGGCGAAAAUGAAUGUGGACCAUGAGAUAACCCUGUUAAUCGAACAGAUCCAUCGGCUUGGGAACAAAAAUGCAGAUGGGAAGUACAGUGUGAAGUUCGGGGUUCUGUUUAACGAUGAUGAUUGUGCCAACCUCUUCGAAGCACUUGUUGGGACACUGAGGGCUGCAAAGAAGAAGAAAAUUAUCAAUUUUGAGGGGCAAUUGCUCCUGCAAGGUGUCCAUGACAAUGUUGAUGUUGUGCUGCUGAAAGAAGACCAGUGAAUGUAUAUGUGCUCCAAACAAUAAGAAAAAAAGCCACAACAAACGACUGAGAGUACCAUGCAGUGUCAAGUCACAAUCAGAAUUUUAUAUAUUUUCAGGGCAACUAAAUAUGUAUGGGUUUUAAAUUGCCUUUAGAAUUUUGUAUGUUAUACUGGAAUGUAAUUUUUAUUCAGCAAAGAAACAUUUCUAAGACAUAUCAUAGGUAGUCUUGGUGGAAAGAAAAAAACACAUCCUGCUGGCUUUCAUUUAUUGUAUAUGUUCAUGUUGCUACCUCAUGAACUUUUGCAUAUGGACUUUUUUGGACCAACUCUUUAAAGGAAAUGUGUAUAGGAUUAAUAUUUGGUUCAAACACUGCUUUUUAAAUGACUGUGGCUUACAUUUUACAAGUUUAGCCAAAGUUGGUGAAUGUAGAGCACGGUCGUGUCAAAGAGCAACUUUCCUUGCACAGUGCAUACCGUUUCUAAUGUGUAGGGCCAUUGGUGGGGGGGGAAAAAAAAGGCCAACACAACUGAUGUGCAAUACUGUACGAUUUCCUUACUCUUAUAUAAUAGGGUAAUUUGUGCCAAAAAAAAUGGUUGGGUUUGUAAUAUUUUCUCAGGACAAAAUAGCAUUUUGCAUUCAACUUUUGGUUAAAUUACUUCUUAUAAAGAAUGAAUAACAAACCUGUGUGGUGCACAUAAACAUAACCCCUGUCAAGUUUUUUGUAUUUCUUUUUUCCUUUAAAAAAUUGGCUAAUGGACAAUGCUUUAAUCACUCAUGAAAAAUCUUAAGAGCUGUAGAAAUGAUUUCAGACUUUUCUCCUCAAAACAACUUAAAAUUUGUAGUAUUAGGUCUGCACUUGACCAUUACUUCCUGCAGUAAACAGUGCUGUUGGUCUCUAUGAAAAAGUAUUAUCUGCAUGUUCUCUGAUAGUUCUGAUUGAACAAAGAACAUGCAAAAUUGUGUCCACAUCAGGAAUGAUUGUGGACAUGUAGUAAACACCAUUCAUAGUGGACUAUACAGCAAUACAGUCUCUACCAGCACCAUAAGAUAGACUCAGGAAGUGUUUAUAUGUGUUUUUGUGGUUUAUUGGAAGAAACCAGCUGAGGUGGACAGCACUGGAAUAACACUGGAUCCAUAUAUGACAUGUCUGUUCAGAUUUUGCUGCCUAUAGAUGUUCAGUAUAUCUGUUGGAAGGAUCAAAAUGUUCCUACUGACAAAAUAUAAUAAAAGCAAUGAAAGUCAAAUGAUUAAAACACGAAAAAUAAAUUGAGCAUUCAAA